GGCCGUGGGCCCGCUGUCGCUCCUAACUCCUCAGUUCUCACGUGUUACCGUUCUCGGAAGAAACACUCGUGUGUAUGCUGAGAUGAUCCGACCCGGCUUCGAAGGUCAGCUCGUGUUGAUAUGAAACUCGUGCAGUCAUGCUGUUCAUUUCACCAUUAAUUCUACUUUUCGUCCAGAUCGUCGAUAAUGUGAACUGUGCGUACGUUAAACCAAAUUUGGGUUCAUCGAAUAGGGUUUGGAAUAUCGCCUUCGAUCCAGUUUUCGAGUCCAGCGAUGUUAGCGUGUCCGCCGCGCCUGGAGAAACUGCCCUGCUGCCCUGUAAAGUACGCAAUUUGGGCGACAAAGCUGUCUCGUGGAUGAGAAGGAGAGACUUGCACAUAAUCUCCUUUCAGUCGUACAUCUACACCGCUGAUUCCAGAUUCAAGGUUGCACACCGUUUGGACGAUCCCGACUCUUGGAACCUGCAAAUAAACAACAUCACUUUUAACGAUGAUGGAGUUUACGAUUGCCAAAUCAACACAGAGCCGAUCAUGAAACGACCAGUUCGGCUAUCCGUCACAGAAAGGCCUCAGAAGAUCGAACCGGAGAUAAGGGAAAUGAAAGACGAUUCUGGCGUUUAUGGAACUGAAGGGACGAUGAUUCUUGGACAGAAAGAACGUUUCAUCAAAGUUGGAAGCACACUAACGCUAACCUGCCAUUCGAGAUCAGUCGAGUUCUACCACAUGAAAGGGCAACGUCCGACCAGGCUUGUCGACUGGCUACAAGAUGACAAAAUCAUAAUUUUUGACCAAUCCAGAAGUGGCGUAAGUGUGGAUACAGAGAAAGACGGCCGGGACUUGAGCAGCCAGUUGACUCUCGCUUCAGUAAACCUGUCAGACAGCGGAAAAUACACUUGUAAACCUUACAACUCUGAAGCCUACUCCAUCAAACUCGUUGUCGUAGAAGGUGAAAGGACAGAAGCAAUGCAAAGCGACCAGGCUGGAGAUUCAACGGUCAACUCGCUCUCGCCCAUUGCACUGUUUGUAGCACUGAUUUUUACAUUAGUGAUCUAAUUAUUAUAACAAGGUCUUUUGUCCUAGUGAUGUGUAUAUAAGAAGAAUUCAACCUUAUGUUCUAUUUGUAUACUCAAUAUUUUGUAUAUAUGUAAAUAAAGGCUACAGAUUUAUUAUUUUA
Cimex lectularius (bed bug) is the source of this 1173-nucleotide messenger RNA. RefSeq names its product fibroblast growth factor receptor 3-like. Bases 138 to 1052 code for a protein of 304 amino acids. Lineage: Eukaryota; Metazoa; Arthropoda; Insecta; Hemiptera; Cimicidae. The record is from RefSeq and is a predicted model, not a curated record. Gene Ontology annotation, biological process: synapse organization. The transcript has 8 exons. Gene Ontology annotation, cellular component: neuron projection membrane.